Molecule: messenger RNA, 1095 nt
Organism: Fulvia fulva
Lineage: Eukaryota; Fungi; Ascomycota; Dothideomycetes; Mycosphaerellales; Mycosphaerellaceae
Exons: 1
Coding region: 1-1095 (364 amino acids)
Source: RefSeq, a predicted model, not a curated record
AUGGCCAGCCCCAAGGUCCAAGUUCCUGCAGAGCCGACUCGGGAGCAGCAGUACGUACGAUCCCUGAUAGCGCAGCUAUCACAACCAGACACGGAGGAUAUGAUCACCGAGUUACUCGAGACGAGCGCGUUGAGCAAUGACAUCCAUCCCAUCUUCGCUCGCUCGCAGUGGGAUGAUCUGUCGCAUCUCGACUUGCUGCGUAUCGCGCCAGCGCUUGUUCUCGCAUCCCGGAUGUUGACGAGCUUCCGCGCUGUUCACUUCUGGCAUGCACUCCUACGUGGUCCCAGGCGAACCGUUAGCUACGGAGGUGGUGAGAUUCGACAGCGUUUCGACCUGAUGCAUGACCCCGCGACAUCACUACCCCCAAGUGAAGCAGACUUGGUCCUCGAGAUGCUGGCCGGCAUGGCUCGCAAGAUCAGGAUGUCGUUCAAGGAGCAGAAAAGCUCGCACGGAUAUUGCACUCUGCUUAAGCGCUUGUGGUCGCCAAACGAUAAGCCAAUGCUAGGCAUCGUCGUGGCCCUUGAACAGCUGAAGCUUCUAGAGCUUGCCGAUAAACCAUGGUUCUUCCUGCUGGCGCGAUGGAUACAUCUCGCGAUUACUCUAGUUCAUGAGGUUGCCCAUGCUGUCAGUGCGGAGUACUACGGAUGGAGGGGAGAGGGGUACUUCGGUGACAACAAGUUCAUCGAGAUGGGCGAAGCCUUCGUAGAGUGGCUUAUCGGCGGUGAUCUCGAGGCUGAUGAUGAGGCCCAGGUUACAUCCAUGGCGAUGACGGAAGUCGGCACAAGUGGACGCUCCAGAGGAUACAAGAGUUGCGGCACAUCAGCUUCGCAUGUCGAAAGAAUGCCACCAAGCAUACACCACUGGCUUGUUGGAGCAGCUUACGCCUGGAAACUGUUCCUGCAGAAGUUUUGGCUGGAAGAAAUGCCAUCAUCAGCGGGUAUGGCUUUGCAGCCUGCGAGGUUUGGCUGUGGUUGUGCUCGAUGCCCAGAGGUCACGGACGAUCAGCUAUGGAGGUGGCACAGAGAGGAAAGAGCCUGCGUCGUCGCCACAUGGCCUUUAUGUCCCGAGAUAGAUCAGGUUUGUGUGAGGAGAUAG